Messenger RNA from Notolabrus celidotus (New Zealand spotty), 2889 nucleotides. It is a transcript of the gene mob1bb, whose product is annotated as MOB kinase activator 1Bb. Gene Ontology annotation, cellular component: nucleus; cytoplasm. The transcript has 6 exons. Lineage: Eukaryota; Metazoa; Chordata; Actinopteri; Labriformes; Labridae. Gene Ontology annotation, molecular function: protein kinase activator activity. Bases 289 to 939 code for a protein of 216 amino acids. Gene Ontology annotation, biological process: hippo signaling; positive regulation of protein phosphorylation. The record is from RefSeq and is a predicted model, not a curated record.
ACGGCAAAUGAAGAAGUGAGCUCUACUUUCAGUACGCUGCUGCCUCUCAGCGUACAGAGCAGCUUCCAGUGGACCAGUCUCUCUUUCAAUCCAUGUAUUUUCCUUUCCUUACGUCCAGUUAUCACACCUCCAGCCCAGUAGUUUUUAUUUUGAAUCGUUGUUUUUGGAUAUUCUCCAGGACGGUUUAAGGAAGCGAAGAAGAAGAAGAAGCAGAGGACUCAUUUCUCUUUUGCCUUCUUUCUGCUUGGAAGCUUUUUUCAAGAGUUAUUUUCUGCUGUUCGAGGAAACAUGAGCUUUUUAUUUGGAAACCGUUCCGCCAGGACGUUCAAGCCCAAGAAGAAUAUCCCGGAGGGUUCUCAUCAGUACGAGCUGUUGAAACAUGCAGAGGCGACGCUGGGGAGUGGAAACCUGCGUAUGGCAGUCAUGUUGCCUGAGGGCGAGGACUUAAAUGAAUGGGUGGCUGUCAACACGGUGGAUUUCUUCAACCAGAUCAACAUGCUGUACGGCACCAUCACAGAUUUUUGCACAGAGGAGAGCUGUCCAGUCAUGUCUGCUGGUCCUAAGUACGAGUACCAUUGGGCUGAUGGAACAAACAUCAAGAAGCCCAUCAAAUGCUCGGCUCCCAAGUAUAUUGAUUACCUCAUGACCUGGGUGCAAGACCAGCUGGAUGAUGAGACGCUUUUUCCCUCAAAGAUCGGUGUCCCCUUUAAACGAAACUUCAUGUCAGUGGCGAAGACCAUCCUGAAGCGCCUGUUCAGGGUCUACGCUCACAUCUACCACCAGCACUUUGACUCUGUCAUGCAGCUGCAGGAGGAGGCCCACCUCAACACGUCCUUCAAACACUUCAUCUUUUUUGUUCAGGAGUUCAACCUCAUUGACAGGAAAGAGCUCGUCCCGCUUCAGGAGCUGAUUGAAAAACUCACGACUAAAGACAGAUAAACAGCGAUGUAAUCCUUAUUUUAUUGGUCUUCUAGUUUUUUGCACAGAUACCCGCCCCCACCCUGGCUGUAUGUAUGCAGUAUAUACUAUAUUUCCAUUUGGGGAAAUGUUUUUAAUAAGGCCAGGAAGAAGGAAGGGUCUUGAUAGGUUUAAGGCACCAGGACUAAUGCAAUCAGGGAUUACACACUUAAUUGAACAUUUAAACCACAGAUUAACAUAACAGAGAGAAUAGUUUUAGCUGUACGGAAAGAUCCCCAGUAUUCAGUCAUGGCUUACAGUAAGGAUAAUAUAAACAUAUGUUCUUUAGUUUUCUAUUAAACCGCACUGAUGUUUUUCUUUCUCUUUGAUUUCAUCACGAGGCGUUUCUCUGCUCUUUAGAUUCUCACCCACAGCGUUUAGAGAAGUCGCUGUAUCAUAACAGGAGGGCUUUGUUGGUGUUACGGCAAGAACUGAAGCCAGCCUUUAAGCUAGUUUAACAAGUUAUUUUCACCGUUAUUCAACACAGAGGGAUCUGGGAUGCAGUUUGAUAUCUGUACUCACCCACAUCUGUGGAUACAAAAGAACCCUAAGUGCCUAGCAUGGCUCAUAAUUGCCCUAUAUCAACAGUGAGAGCUGUACAAACAUAAAGGCCAUAUAUAUACACCAAACUUGAUUCACAAACCAUUCAAUUUCACAUCCCGCCUCCCUUUAAGUUCUCUGCUUCUCGCGCCCAAUUUUCUAUUUGAGGUGUAACAAGACUCAAACAUUAUUUUCUCUGUUUCCUCACCGACCUUUGACCCUGUUUAGAUCGUCUCUUUCCAAGUGUUCUGUGAGGUUUUGAUAAAUGAAUGUGUUGAAAGACAGAGAAGAGAGGGUAGAUUUUUGUCACAGGACUUCAACUCUAAAGCAACAUGUUCCUGCGUACUAGUUUCCCACCAAAACUUUAAGUAGAGAUGCAUUUUAGAAAAAGUAUUCAAGGGAUCUAAAACCUUAAAUUGUACAUAAAUGUCCGCUCCUAGACGUAGAGACUUGUGUUUGAGAAGUCCACAGUUUCAAAGCAUUUUGAAUUGGAUCCUGCUGCAUCCCGUACUUAUCUCACAAGCCAUAAAGCACUUUGAACAAUUCUCCUGACCUCUCUCGCCUGAAUGUUUUACUCUGCAUAGACUGCGCUUUGUGAGAAGCGGCGUCAUGUGACUGAUCAUCGGUUCCCUUCCCCUCCGUCAUAUUUCCCCCCCAAAUGAAUGUUGAAUUGCUUAUCCUCCCGCUGCAAAUUGGCUUUAAGGCACAAGUGAGAUUUCUUCUGCUUUGUGUGUGUUUGUUGCCGCGCUUCAAAAACAGCAGAUGCAUGCCCCCCACCCUUUCCCCGGUUUCAAAGUGUAGUCUACUAUGCAAUAAUUGACACGACACUAAAAAGUUUAGCUCAUACUUUAAUAUCAGUUUUCCUUUAUAGUGCUUAAAUUCUGGUGUACGAUAGACUGCUUUCUUUGAGGAUUUGUGAACAUUUUAUAUAUCUUCUUAUCUGAAGUUUGUCAGAGAGGUGUAAUACUUUAAUGCACACUUGUAAAUACCGAGGGUUUGACCUGUUGGAGAAUCAGCGCGCAUGGAGUGGUAGCUUUCCGUUUAAAGAAUGCAUUGAGUCUUUUUAGAGGCUGCUCCCCCUCCCUUAUUUGGAUAUUAAAAUAUUGUUUGUUUGAAAUGUUGAGUAUUUUUUCCCUCCCACUUCCUUAGCUAACUAUUAUGAAUGUUACUGCUCACCAGAUAUCUGAAAAUGUAAUAGAAAAUCAGUCAUCCUGAACGCAUCUCAUCCUCAUGAAAUGCCCGUAACAUAGCCUAUUGCCUACAGUUUUUUCCUCCUUGACUGUAAUAAUUGAUGAAAUGUUUGUAAAUAAUGGCUUGGUAGGGGGUUUUCAAUGCUACUGAAUUGAUUUAUGCUGUUUACAAGGCAAAUAAAGGUGGUCUUGACUCUUUGAA